CUCCCCGGGCCUCCUCCCCUCCGGGGAACUAACCACCUACAAGUUUGACAGCUCCGCUUCGUGCGCCGCUCACACGCAGCAGCAGCAGCAGCAGCAGCAGCAGGAGCGACUGUCCUCCUCAUUCCUCUCUUUCUAUCUACAGUGCUCUUGUUGUUGUCGUCCGGGUGUGUGUGUGUGUGUGUGCGUGUGUGCGUCUCGCGUCUCCUGCCGUGCUAUGAGGAAUUUCAUGUGUCCGUAGGUUUUGGUCACUUCUUUUUCUUUUCUUUUCUUUUUUUUGCGUCGCUGUAGUUUUCGUCCCUCUUCCUUCUGUCGGGGCGUCGUGAGGGAUCUGAACAUGUCGAAGGGCGCGGAGGAGGUGAACAGGCUCACUGAGAGUACAUACAAGAAUGUGAUGGAUCAAUUCAACCCAGGACUGAGGAACCUGGUCAACCUGGGCAAGAACUAUGAGAAAUCAGUGGCCGCUAUGACCCUGGCGGGAAAGUUGUAUUUUGAUGCAAUGUCUAAGAUUGGGGAGAAUGCUGCAGUGUCUCCUGUCUCCAGAGAAUUAGGUGUAGUGCUGAUGGAAAUCUCAGAGGUCCACAGGAAGGUUCAUCUUGAGCUGGAAGAAAAUUUUAAGAGGUUCCACAGGGAGAUAAUAGCAGAGCUGGAGAGAAAGACCGACAUGGAUGUCAAAUACAUGACAGCCACAUAUAAGAGGUAUCAGAUGGAGCACAAGAUGAAGCAGGACUCCCUGGAGAGGUCCCAGUCAGACCUGAAGAAGUUGAGAAGAAAGAGCCAAGGCAAGAAUGCCAACAAGUACGAGAACAGGGAGAGCGAGUGCCUGGAAACGUUGACGAGCCGUCAGAUGGACAUGCAGUUGUUCACCGCGGACGGCUGCAAGGAGGCUCUGCUGGAGGAGAAGAGACGCUUCUGUUUCCUGGUGGACAAACACUGUCUGUUCUCCUACCAGUUCGCUUCCUUCCAUGACAAGGCCAGAGACAUACUGACGGCGAAGCUGAGCAGCUGGCAGGACCAGUGCAACGACGCCACCAACAUGCCAGAGAGCGUGUUGUCGAUGAUCGAGGGGCUGCGGGCGCCGGUCACCAUCACACCGCUGCCAUCUCCCUCCCCGUCUCAGCGCAGCCUGAACAUUGGCUCUCUGAUGGCUCCGCCUCUGAAGCCUCAGACCAGCCCUCUGGCGAACAUGUUCACCCAGGAGAAAGCUGCCACUGUAACCGCCACCACCAACAACAGCACAGCUCAUGGGAACGGUGAGGAGAAAAGUCUCCCCAGGUCCAUGUCUGUCGCGACGGGCCUCAACAAUAUCGUGGAGAGGCCUCGCGUGCGCACCAUCUUCCCCCACGCUGCCGGCAACAACAGCACACUGCUCAGCUUCGACGAGGGCGACGUCAUCAUCCUGCUCAUCCCCGAGGAGAGGGACGGGUGGAUGUACGGUGAACUGGAGAAGAACGGAAAGAGGGGCUGGUUCCCUUCAUCUUACUGCCUGGCGCUCUCGGAGCCACUCAUGAAUGACAACAGUGUGUCCGUGGCACCGUACCGCAGUCGAAGUGUGGUCGACCUGCACCAUCAGGACACAGAGACGGAUGAGGCGACCAUGGUGCUCCCCCCGGCGGACUACAGUGACAGAUCGCAGCGCAACGCGGUGAAGAACAGCGCCGUCACCACAAAUAACAACCACCAGCACUCCCCCACGCCCUCUGCAGCCUCUUCCUCCUCGUCCGAUCACAACACGGCAGCCCAGCCCAACGGCAUCUCGAGACCUGCGGCCGCUUACCUCGCGGGAGGGAACCCGUUCGCCACAGUCCGGCUACGUCCAACUGUCACCAACGACCGCUCCGCACCGGUCAUCUGAUCUGUCCACAUUUCCGCCCAUCUUUUCGACUCCCACAAGUCCUCAACAACCUUCCAGUGUCCUCAUGCCCAGGACAUGCAGCUCUGCCCUGCCUUUUACUGACACAGCAGCUUCACCUGGUCUGGAGUUGAGAAAAAAACACUGGGAAAAAAACACAAGAAAUGCCAUUUUUAAUCUGGUCUGGGAUCCCCCAUACUGCUGCAAACUCUGACAUGGAAGUAUUUUGGGAGUGUUUUAUUUCCAGAUCACAUGCUUACAUGUUUAAAGUAAUGUAUUUUCUGUCUAUUUUUAUUGUCCUUCUGUGUGUAGUGGCGGUAUAUUUAAAUGACCGCAUUCUUACCUGCACUUGAGAGCUAGACGAAUAAAAAAUGGUCAAGGAAAAUGUUGCGACGUAUUUAAGCUGUUCUGUGUCGCUUGUGCAUCGGCGAAAAACAACCGUUCAAAUCAUUUCUGUUGCCAUGGGACAGUAGAAGAAUGUACUGAGGACUGGAAGACCUCUGUGUUGCACCCUCAGGUCCGUAUGAAAAUGCUACGACUCCUUAUUGAUGCUAAAAAUGAUAUUGACUGUUGCAGCGGAGAGAAGAUUGCAGACAUUUAAAGAAAUGCAUUCUAAAAGGCACACAAGUGAUCUUUAUCCCCAAAUCCCUCAAGUAUAUAUAUUUGUACAUCAGAUGAUAUAAAUGUUUUCCUUUUGACAUUGGAUCCUUCAACUCUUAGUAGAGCUAGAUGAUCAUGGAGACUUGGACGUUUGCCUUAAUGACACAUACGACACAUACCUACUGUAAAGUACCAUUUACCUGUUGCAUCCCCGAGUGUGGAUAUGAGUUGUGGAACUCACUUCGUCAAAUACACAGUGCAAUCGCUUCUUUGUAAUCGGCUUCGUAAGACCAGUUCGUACACUAAUUUUUGGUCUUUGUCCCACGUUACACCCUGAAUAGAAUGUGCUGGAAUGAAAAAUAAAAGAUUUAUUUCUUCA
Molecule: messenger RNA, 2828 nt
Organism: Scophthalmus maximus (turbot)
Lineage: Eukaryota; Metazoa; Chordata; Actinopteri; Pleuronectiformes; Scophthalmidae
Gene: baiap2l1b
Product: BAR/IMD domain containing adaptor protein 2 like 1b
Exons: 14
Coding region: 335-1852 (505 amino acids)
Biological process (GO): positive regulation of actin filament polymerization; actin crosslink formation; actin filament bundle assembly
Cellular component (GO): cytosol; nucleoplasm
Molecular function (GO): protein binding
Source: RefSeq, a predicted model, not a curated record